AUGGCCAUCGAGGAAGUAAAAAGAACCGGGCCUGGUGAGGUCCCGGACCAUGAUUCUAAGGACAACACCAAGAUCGAGGCGACAAAUGAUUCCGACUCUACUUCCUCGCUAGAAGACCGACGCGGCACGGUCAAGAAUGUGGAUUGUGCUUUCGAUACUACAGAAGAUCCCCGAUACUACAAGCCCAUUGAAAGCUACGAGGGCUAUCAUCGCUGGGAUCCUGAAUUUGAAUGGACGGAGGAGGAAGAGAAGGCAGUUGUCCGUAAGAUCGAUUGGCGCGUCUGCACAUUCGCCUGCAUCACAUUUUUCGCACUGCAGCUAGACCGUGGUAAUGUCGUCCAAGCCACUUCCGACAACCUACUAUCAGAUCUCGGUAUGUCGACGAGCGACUACAACCUAGGUCAAACAAUCUUCUUCUUGACAUUCCUAUUCGCCGAACUUCCAUCCCAACUCAUCUCCAAAUGGGUCGGUCCCGACCGCUGGAUCCCCAUCCAAAUGGUCUCCUGGAGUUUAAUCGCGGCGUGCCAAUCCUUCAUGAAGAGUAAGAACGGCUACUACGCCUGCAGAGCCAUGCUCGGCUUAUUGGAAGGUGGAUUCAUCCCGGAUACCAUCCUCUUCCUCUCAUUCUGGUACAAAACCAAAGAGCUCCCCAUCCGCCUCAGUUACUUCUGGAUCUCCUACGAGUUGACAGCCAUCGUGAGCGCCUUCCUAGCCUACGGCUUCCUGCACAUCCACAACUCCGACGGCACAGGCGGCUGGCGCUAUCUCUUCGCCUUCGAAGGCCUAAUCACAGGCGUGAUCGGCAUCAUCGCCGCAUUCUGGAUGCCCGCCUCCCCCACCCAAACCGCCGGCUGGCUCCGCGGCAAAGACGGCUGGUUCAACGAGCGCGAAGAGAAAAUCAUGGUCAACCGCGUCCUCCGCGACGACCCCAGCAAGGGCGGCAUGCACAACCGCCAGCCCGUCACGCCCAAGAUGCUCUGGAAGGCGCUGGGCGACUACGACAUGUGGCCCAUCUACCUCUUGGGCCUGACCUGGAUGAUCCCCAGUGUCCCCGCCACCAGCUACAUUAGUCUGGAGCUGAAGUCGCUCGGCUUCAGCACCUUCCACACUAACCUGCUGACCAUCCCGGCAUAUGCGAUCUUCAUCGUCAACCUGCUCUGGAUAACGUGGGUAUCUGAGCGGUUCAACCAGCGUCUGCUGCUGGGUGUUUUCGCAGAGUUUUGGGCGCUGGUUCUGCUUAUUGCGUUGGAGGUGCUUCCGGAUGGAGCGAGUGCGUGGGCGAGAUGGAUUCUGAUCGCACUUUUGAUUUCAAUGCCGUAUGUGCAUGCGAUUAUUGUGGCGAUUGCGUCGCGGAAUGCGGGCACGGUUAGGACGCGGACGGUCGCGACGGCGCUGUAUAACAUGUCGGUGCAGAUCAGUAAUAUUAUUGGUAACAAUGUUUACCAGACUACCGACAAGCCGUAUUAUCGCACUGGUAAUGCCGUGUUGAUUGCGCUUUCGGUUUGGAGUGCGUUGUUAUUCAUUGCGGCCAAGAUGUAUUACGUCUGGCGCAACAAGCAAAAUGCUGCAGUCUGGGACAACAUGUCCAGCGAAGAGAGGGAGCGUUAUGUGGUUGAAAAUGCCCACCUGGGUAAUAAGAGAGUUGAUUUCCGUUUCGUCCAUUAG
This is a messenger RNA of Penicillium verhagenii, 1665 nucleotides long. RefSeq names its product putative transporter. The transcript is spliced from 5 exons. NCBI's taxonomy places the organism in Eukaryota, Fungi, Ascomycota, Eurotiomycetes, Eurotiales, Aspergillaceae. The coding region runs from base 1 to 1665 and encodes 554 amino acids. The record is from RefSeq and is a predicted model, not a curated record. Gene Ontology annotation, cellular component: membrane. Gene Ontology annotation, molecular function: sulfate transmembrane transporter activity. Gene Ontology annotation, biological process: transmembrane transport.